AUGUCGCAGGUUGUGAUCAUCGGCGGCUCGUACGCUGGAACAAAAGUCGCACAUCAAGUCCUCAAACAGGUUCCUAAUUGCAAGGUUACACUCAUCGACCCAUCCGAUGUCUUCUACUACAACAUGGCCGCGCCGCGCAUCAUCGCAAAGCCAAAACAAGCCAGAGUCGACCAAUACCUAAUCCCCAUCAUGGACAAAUUCAAGCAAUAUCCCGCUUCCAGAUUUACUUUUGUGCAGGAUUACGCCAAAGAAGUCGAUACAACUGCAAAAGUGGUGAAACUGGAAAGUGGAAAAGAGGUUUCUUACGAUUAUCUGGUCGUUGCGUCGGGUUCGACAACGCCGGGGACUGUCGGCCAAGAAGCCAUUCCUUUCAAAACCACUGGAGCGGAUAUUGGCAAGAAAGUCGAGGAAGCGCAGAAGAGAGUCGCUGCUGCUGACAGUAUCAUUAUCGUUGGUGCUGGACCAGUUGGAGUGGAAAGUGCUGGCGAGAUCGCGCAAGCUUACCCCAAGACCAAAGUCACUCUCAUCUCUUCGCACGCCCAAGUUCUUCCUAACCUCAAAGCUUCUGCUGCCAAAUCCGCACACACGAGUCUGGAGAAUUUGGGAGUGAAGAUUGUGCUUUCCGCUCGUGUCAAAGAAACAACGCACGAAAAUGGAAGAUCAACUGUUCACCUCGACAAUGGCAAAACCCUCGAAGCAGCUCUCGUCAUCUCCGCAGCAGGAAACCUCCCUAACACCUCCUUCAUGCCCCCCUCUUCCCUCGACGCAGAAGGCUGGAUCAAAGUCGACAGGAACAUGCGCGUCUCCUCCAUUUCCGACAACACUGUCUACGCUCUGGGCGACGCAACACACUACAAACAACGCUACUACCUCAAAGUCAACGAUCAAAUCCCUGUUGUUGCCAACAAUAUCAAAAACGCAGUCACCAAAUCUGGAUCGCUCAAGACGUAUGAUGCUAGCGACAAGUUGAUGGUUUUUGUACCUAUUGGGAGUAAGACUGGAACGGGACAGGUUGGAAGUUUUGUGCCGUUUAGCUUUAUGGUUGCGAUGGUGAAGGGCAAGGAUUAUUUUAUGAGUAAGGCUGCUACUAUGAUUGCUGCGUAG
Aureobasidium melanogenum CBS 110374 is the source of this 1104-nucleotide messenger RNA. Its product is annotated as FAD/NAD(P)-binding domain-containing protein. Gene Ontology annotation, cellular component: cytoplasm. Lineage: Eukaryota; Fungi; Ascomycota; Dothideomycetes; Dothideales; Saccotheciaceae. The transcript has a single exon. The coding region runs from base 1 to 1104 and encodes 367 amino acids. The record is from RefSeq and is a predicted model, not a curated record. Gene Ontology annotation, molecular function: electron-transferring-flavoprotein dehydrogenase activity; flavin adenine dinucleotide binding.